Molecule: messenger RNA, 498 nt
Organism: Lottia gigantea (owl limpet)
Lineage: Eukaryota; Metazoa; Mollusca; Gastropoda; Lottiidae
Exons: 1
Source: RefSeq, a predicted model, not a curated record
CCAACCCAAUACAUUACAUACCCCAACCCAAUACAUUAUACAUACCCCAACCCAAUACAUUAUACAUACCCCAACCCAAUACAUCAUACAUACCCCAACCGAAUACUUUAUACAUACCCCAACCCAAUACAUUAUACAUACCCCAACCCAAUACAUUAUACAUACCCCAACCCUAUACAUUAUACAUACCCCAACCCUAUACAUUAUACAUACCCCAACCCAAUACAUUAUACAUACCCCAACCCAAUACAUUAUACAUACCCCAACCUAAUACAUUAUACAUACCCCAACCCUAUACAUUAUACAUACCCCAACCCUAUACAUACAUACCCCAACCCUAUACAUUAUACAUACCCCAACCUAAUACAUUAUACAUACCCCAACCCAAUACAUUAUACAUACCCCAACCCAAUACAUUAUACAUACCCCAACCCAAUACAUUAUACAUACCCCAACUAUUAUUUACAAAAAGUUGCUUUGAAACAAAUCAAGCAUUAG